CGCCGGCUGCUCAGUCAGGUGUUCUGUGGCUCAGUUUCGUGUGGUUUCGUUGAGAAAUAAACGUCUGUUCCCAAUUUUCCUGCAGCGCGGAGGCAGUUUACGGUUUUGCACAAUCUACGCCGUCAGCAGCCAACGUCGAGCACUGCGUGGUGCAGCGCAGAGGCUAGCGCAUCUCGGCAUGGGACCACCGAUUGUGGACCAACUGCUGGCCGCGUCACACGACCAGGUUGAGAGCUUACUCAAAGAGUUUAAUGCAAAGCAUGCCCAGAUAUUCACCUUUCCUGACCUAAGCCUGGAUGAUCGGCAGCGUCUGGUGUCAUGGAUGAUUGAGGUGGUGUCAUCUGGAAAAGCCAAGGAGUCAUGCCAGGUGCGGUGCCUGGAAACACUGCGGCUUCUGAGUCGAGACCGGUGCCACCUGGAGGAGGUGUUCUCGGCUGAUGUGCUAGCCAGCUUGGCACGUGUGGCCCAACUCACAGGGCGACCCAGUGAGGAGCUUGGCCAGAUUGAACACCUACGUGCACCAGUGGUGGUGGAGGCCCUGAAGACCUUGUGCAACCUCAUCUACAACAGUGCUAUGGUGCAGCAGACAUGCAGUCACAAUGGCUGUGUGGAAGGCGUCAUGCUGCGGCUCAAGCUGUACGUGCACCCAGAUCUGCCACACAAUGUCAAGUUUUUUGACAUGCGGAUGCUGUUUCUGCUGACAGCCCUCUGCGCCGAUACCAGGCCUCGGUUACGGACAGAGCUGCAUGGCCUGAUCUACCUGCGCGAGACGCUCGACCUGGUUCUCAAGUUAAGUGAAGAGCGUACUGCGGCUGCUGCACAGAGCUCACCAGGACCCAAGCGGUGUAUGCGCCUCAGUCGUCGUGGGCGUCACGGUGGUGAUCCUGUUGGGGGCCCGACAGUAGUGACCCCUGUGCUGAGCACCGAGGAGGCUUUACUGGCAGCUGAAGUGCUCAAGGUGCUCUACAAUCUGACCUGCAGCCUUGAUAAGUUCCACGUGGAGGAGGAGGAUGAGGUCCAUUUUGAACGCUUGGUGGGCCUCCUGCAUGACCUGCUUCUCUGCGACGUUGCCGAUGUCGAGACCAAGGACCAAUUGCAUGGGCAAGUGGUGCACCUUCUGUCUAGUGUUCCGCGUUCAAGCUACGCGGAGCUGCUUACAGAAGCAAGCAGUGGCGAAGAGGGCAGCUUUGAGGGCUACAACAUAGAUGCAGUGGCUGUGCUGGUCGCCUACCUGGAACGUAGGCUUGACGAGGUAGAAGCCAAGCCCAGCUUUCAGCGGCAGUUGACCCCUGUGCUGUUGUGCUUGGCUGAGUGUGGGCAUGGACACAGGAUACUGCGUCGGUACCUGCGCUCAAGGGUGCUGCCACCGCUGAGUGAUGUCAUGAACCGUCCUGAAGCAGGCAACACCUUGCGCAACAGGAUGGUGCGGUUGAUGACAGUUCCGUGCACGGACACCAAGCACCUGGCCGCUGAGCUGCUGUUUGUGCUGUGCAAGGAAAAGGUGGGACGCCUCGUCAAAUACACGGGCUAUGGGAACGCUGCGGGGCUGCUGGCGAGGCGAGGGUUGCUGCUAGGGGGCGCAGGGGCGCCCUACUCAAGCGACUCUGAGGACAGCGACACGGAGGAGUACCUGCGGAACCGAGAUGAGAUCAAUCCGGUGCUCGGCUGCUACCAGCCAACGCACGAUUCGCCCCUGCAGGGGCUCAGCCAGGAGCAGAAGGAGCACGAGGCCAUGCAGUUGGUCAGCCUCAUGGACCAACUCACCAGAGGUGGCAUAGUGCAACCAGCACGUGUUGGUGCAGAUGGCCGGCCACACCCGAUUGAGCACAUGCUAGAGCUCCAGGAAGACCGGGACCUCACAGAGUCGGCAUCAGACUGAGUGGUGCUGCUCCACCUGGCAAGUGGUUCUCAUCAAAGGCUGAAUGGAUGCGCAUCUGAGACAAUGUGUUCCGAUUGGAUGCAUUCAAGAGGUCCUCACCUGAGACCUUUGAGCUUUCCUUCUUUCUAGUACCCCUGUUAAUUAUGGGUUUUUGCCAUCUUUAGUUUGCACUUGGCCUUUUGUCAUCUUAGGCCAGGCUUUGGAGAGCGAGAACUGUAGUGUGUGUCUAGGGCUGUUCAAGUAAAAAGAAGUGAACAUUGUAAAAUCUCUGAUGAUUGGCUCACAAGACGAGGACCUUCGUCCUCGUCUUGUCACAAUCGAAUGCAGAAUCAGCGGCGCUUAACUAAUCAAUCUUCAUAACACAUGCUAGUUGAGAGAAAGCGAUAACCACAGUCACUUCUCCUAGCUUGCAAACUUCAUGCCUUACCACAAAUCGAACCCAGUUUGGUGCUAGGUUAGAGCCGUCACUUUGAUGGGUGCUGCCAUGUUUGUUUACACAAAUAUUUUGGGUCAACUUUUGGGGCUCCCACUAAAUCAGUGAAAGAGUGUGCCCGACGCAAAACCCAAAUGCAAUUUGCGUCUCACACAAGCGCAGUGGCUUCGACGCUAUUUCUUUGGGGCCCCAAAACGUUUGGGGCUCCUAUUCUAAAACUCUCUAUUAUAAAAUCAUACAUCUUUUUCAUACGGAAUCACACCAUGCCCCCACGGUCACCGCACUUCCCAUGCAUCUGCCGUAACCGCAACAGCACCUUCGACACAUGUGGUGUUACAGUGAAACCUCGCUAAACAGUAGUUGGCCAGAGCUCGGAAAAAGUAUGUAAACGGUAAUACUCCUUAACUGAAAUAGCAUGAGAUCGCCCACUUACCUGUCAAAAACGGAACUCGGAGAGAGUGCGAUGAAAGGGAAAAAACAUGCAGUAUUUAUUUACUUCGCACGACAAACAUGUUAUUUUCGUUUGAUGCCAGGGCGGCCUAGCAGCGACGACAGUGGCCUCAAACCUGCUGAAGCUGUGAGCCAGCUUUUCAGCCAGCCCCCUCUUCUCGGCAAACACUCUCAUGGCAGAUUCCUCAUUGGCGUUGCAUAUUCUCCGUGCACAGGUGCUGUAGUGUUGCAGAAGUCACGGGGCACCUUUUCAUUGCGGGGUACUGUUCUCGUUGUGACGAUUGCAUUCAUGAGGCUGACGUAAUGCGCAGAUUUUGCCACUGUUGAGCCUAAAUCGCCCGUGCUGUCACUUUCCGUGUCGUCCUUAUCGCUGUUGCUAGGCGACACUUCGGCAACAACAGAGGCAACGAUGGCGGAAGGUUGGACCUCGUAACCGACAUCUCUUCUUUCUCACAGCAGCGCUGCCAAGCAACUUCUUCGCAUUCCAAAUGCCACACACCAUAGUCAACAGUAGACCCACGUCGCGUGCCAGCGCCGCCUUUUCGCAUCACGUUCGAUAGCACGAACAAUGUCUAAUUUUUCUUCUAUAACCCGACGUCUUUUUUAUCCGAGUUUCAGUUUGACGUGAGUUCUCGCUUGCACAACGCCACAACGCUCUCUGGCACGGCACCAAAAUGAUGUUGAUGUUGAUGUGGCUUCAUGGCUUCACGUGCAAACACAUAGGGCGCUUGGAAGCCAUUGUGCUGAUCUCUGAGGCUUUUUGUUCUGCCGGGCCGCCCGCUGGAGACGACGCACCGCCGUAUUUGCACGAUGAAAAGUGGAAACACUACGUGUUAACCGAUACGUACGCAAUAAGCUGGUACGGUUUAUGCGGGUACAAAACACAUUAUGUCCAAUGGCCGCUGAGUCGGGGAUUUCUCUUUACUACCUUUAAAACAAAACUACUGUUUAAGCGGGUACGGUUUAACGAGGUUUUACUCUAGUGAAACCUCAGAAGAGCAGGCCUGAUUGAUUGGGGGACCACCUUCUGUGGGGGGAAGGGGAGGAAUUUUGACACAGCACGGUGAGAAAUGAAGUACAAUAACUUAUUUUUUAACCUUCAGCAAGAAAUUUUCUCUUGCACUAUUUUGUCAUCUCUGAAACAGGGAAAUAGAGUAACUGAUACAAGUUGAAGUUCAAAUACAUAUCUGUGUAAACAAAACUAUUUUAUAAAUCACUGUAAUAUGAUAUGACACGAAACAGAGGUAUUAAUAUAAACAGAAAAAUUUGGCAGCUCCAAAAAUAGUCGCUCACAAAGCAGCUGUGGCUUAGUUUCCACACAUUGUUGAUUAAGAGCCUGGGAAGUACUUGAUGCUGCUUGUUUUACUUUUUUGAAGUCAUAUUUCUUGUCAGAUCGAAGCGCCUCUUAACUGCCUGGGUCUGAUCGCAGGAACUGGUAGAACUCAUGGAAGGUUUGCUCAGUUUACCUUCACCAGUAUUUUGGUCUUGAUCAGGUCCACGCUGCAUUGACUUCAAUCACCGCUCCAAGCUCCCGUCAUCAGUGAAAAAAGUCGCAUUAGUCAUGGGAAUGCUCAGCACAACUGACAGCACAAUACAGUCAGAUUUGGAAAAGCAGCACCUUUGAGCAAGCUGCUCCACUUGUUCCCUAAACAUUCUUGUGAUUUCGCUUCGAGUACCUGCCUGAUUGCUGGCUGCAGAGAGCACAAUUUAUCAUACAGCUUGUCCAUGUUCAUGGCCGAUGUCAACUGGAACGCUUCAACAACUUUCGCAAGGUUACUGAAUAUUAGUUCAUGUUGGAAGUCCAAGCACUGAAGUUUUAAAGAUGUGAUAGUGCACAUGGCUUCAUCUGGGGGCCCAUAUCGGGGAGAACGUCGGGAGGGCACGCAUAGCUGGCGCCAGAAGCAUUCGUCACCCCCGUGAGCUCUGCAGCUAGCUGACUUUUUCGGAAGCUUGGAGUGCUUGUAGCUAAUGCAUCCUCAAACAGGGUGGCCAGGUGCAGCUGAAAUCAAGGGGCUGCUGAACAAUAAUAAUAAAGUGGGAAAUGCAAGUCAUUUUUGAAGAUUUUCAUAUCUUUUGCUUGGUGCAGGAUAAUAGCCCUCAAUGCAAAACAGUCCCGCAAGUCAUGGGACGGGUGGUCACCCUAUGUGGCCAUGUGCACAGGCGCCGUCGUCACACUCCCCCUCUCCCCCUACCCAUCUCCAUUGCUGCAGCACUGUCACCACACUCUUUCCCCUCUCCCCUACCUGUCUCCAUUGCUGCAGUGCCAUUGCUAUGCCUCUUUCCUCUCUCGCCUAUCUUUCUCCUUUGCUGCAAGACUGUCGCCACACUCCCUCUCCCCUACCCGUCUCCGUUCCAGCAGCACCGGCACCUCCGAUGCGUGGGACAUUAUAGCCACAGAAGUGCAGGCCACGUGCACAAGCACUGUCGCCACCGUUGUGCUUUCCCAUCUCCCUCAGAUGGUCGGCUGUGCACACAUUCCGUUCCACGAAACAGAUGCAAGCCACCCAGGAGCACAUGCGGGAGAUGCAUAGUGGCCUAGAGGUAAACAGCUUUGCUGUAGUAUGCAUAAGACUAUGACUACAUUGUGCACGACAGUUUCACACCCUGUGCUGCUUGUCAUGCUCCUGAGUCACUGUGCAGCAUAUUUGUUCAAAGACGAGAAAUUCUGUUCAUAACCAUUUCUAUGCACAAGAUGAAUUUCGAAUGGUUUCCAAAAGUAUUUAUGCAGUUGCAUAAUGACCACACUAUUUUUCCAACAUCUCAGCAGGAGUUGGUAUGUGGUUAUAACAGAUGAAGUGGCACAAAAAGAAAGGUGGGGGGAGGCAUACAAACAUACAGAAUGCCUGCACUCGGAGCUUACACCCAUUGGGGCUGAUCUUGUCCACAGACAAUAAUUGUCCUCUGUCUUACAUACAGUCAUCUGAUCUGUCUUGCAUGCCUUUCCUUUCUCUCAGCAGUGCAGGCCCAGCACUUCCAGAUCACAGAGGGCAGUUUGAUGGUCUUAACAGGAAGGUAGAGAGGGCAUAGUUUUCAAAAUGUACAUGCAUCCAAGUCAGAUGAUGAUUAUUGAACCGACUUAGUGUGGAAGCUUGGGCUUGGUGAUUCAUUGGAAAAAGGACACAGCAUAAAAAAUACAGAGACACAAGAGAGUGACAGGCACACAGUGCUGUGUGCGGGUCCCUCUCUCAUGUACCUGUCUUUUUUGCAUUGUGUCCUUAUUUCCUAUGAUUAUUUUUUGGGACAAGAUACGCACAAAAUGCUGUAAACUGGUAUUAGUGUGUGGCACUUGUGGCGUACUUUAUGUGCAUCUUUAUGUACGCUUUUGCACCAUUGCAUAUGUUGGCAGGGUUCAUAGGGACACCCUUUAGAAAGGCAAAGUUCUGUCGCUUUCUGCACAGGUAAAUGAUGACUGAUACAUUGUGAACAACAAGAUUCCUACUUUAGUGCUUGGCAAUGACCACUUUAAUAAGUCACUUGGCAAGGAAGGUGACAGAAGACCCGAGGUGAGGCCUAUCAUCGUGCCAUGCACAGAUUUUCUAAUGAUUAUUUUAUUGCGAUGGCAAUUAUAUGGACACUCUAUGCGAAUUUCUACUGUUGUUGCCGUGACAUUCCAUACAAAUUCCAAGUGUGAUAACAUCACGGCUGCGUGCCCACGCCGUGGGUGUGAGUGAGAGCAUGCAAGGGUGGGCCAAACAGGACGGUGGCUCGGUCUUGUUGCACGGGCAGGCAGAGAAAGGGCGGGGGAUUCACACUGUGUGGCCGAUGAGUACCAACACGAAAGUGGUGGGUCUAGGCGUGCCGAGAGCUGGUGACUUGGUGUGUGCCACGUUCUCGCCGUUGAGCUCACAAUGAAGCGAGCAGCAGCACGAAGGCCAAUUUGCUCGCUGCUGCUGCUGCCGCUCUUCCUUACACCAGUGUUCUGGCAGCCAGUGUUCGUGGUGAUCAACUGAGAUGUGUUCAAUGUGCAUGUGCGAGUGUGACACCAUGCUUGUUAAUUUAGUUAGCGAAUGCUUACAAGAUUAUACAACCUAUGAAAUUACUAUUUGGCCUUCGUGCAGCUGGCUCACAAGUAAUGCUUAGCUUUUCGACCAAAACUGCAACAUUUUCGUUCAUCUUUAUUAAUUUUUUUAUCAUCCAUCUCACCAAGUGGCUGAUACCGAUGAUAGCAGGGGUGCGGCUGCAUACCUACCAGAAGGCCAAAAGAAAGGGACCUGAAAAGAAAAUUGCAGGAUAAAGCCUCUGGAUUUGUUUUGACCACCCGAGACAAAUAAAACUACUGCAUACUACUGAAGGACUGUCGCCAAAGCCUCAGCAUGUGGGCACUUUUGCAUUGUGCCAGCAAUCAAGUGCCACCAUUGAGUGUCCAAUGCCCAUGACCUGGUGCUUAAGCCACAGCUGUAGGCGGAGGUAUCACAUCCACUCACAGUUGGAAGCUCCGUAGAAUCAAGCCAUCGAUAAUGUACUUGUAGCCCUCAUUCUGAAUGAUAUUUUGCUGCUUUAAUCUUUCUGUGGAAUCUGAUCAGUUUCUGAUGGCAUAGCCCAGCAAUUUGGGUGUUAUUUCUUAGUGAGUAAAGUUAUAAUUGCAAUUGUUUGGUAUGGUUAUGAGUGGAUUGCACUGCAUUAUAAAAUAUUUGGUCCUCUGUGCAAUCCAUAAUAAGCUGCAUUCACAUGGGAGACAUGUGGAAGCAGUGUACAUGUUAUGUGUUGCUUUCCAUCUUGCAGUGUCCUAAUGUGGAAUAAAUUCUUGUGCUGUCUGUAUCAA
This is a messenger RNA of Dermacentor andersoni, 7524 nucleotides long. It is a transcript of the gene ric8a, whose product is annotated as ric8 guanine nucleotide exchange factor A. Gene Ontology annotation, molecular function: G-protein alpha-subunit binding; guanyl-nucleotide exchange factor activity. Gene Ontology annotation, biological process: G protein-coupled receptor signaling pathway. The record is from RefSeq and is a predicted model, not a curated record. NCBI's taxonomy places the organism in Eukaryota, Metazoa, Arthropoda, Arachnida, Ixodida, Ixodidae. Gene Ontology annotation, cellular component: cytoplasm.